AUGACCGCCGCUCGCAUCGUCACCACUCGCCCCCUCACCGUUCAUCUCGUCAGCGGUCGCUUGCCCGCCAGACGUUUGGGCGUCGGCCCCCAGCUCCGCGUUCGCCCCCUCCUGCAAAGCGCCAACGGCUCUACUCCCCUCGUCGCGGGGACCAUUUCCCUGGCCGCCAGCAUCAGCAGGGCCCAUCUCGCCCGCAGUCGCCUGUGCGCUCGAGCGCAAGUGGGCGUGCGCGUCGUGGGCGACGGGGAGGUGACAGUCGCGGCGGAAAAGCGCGUCCAGCGCCGUCCGCAAUGGAGCGCCGACUUCUGGAUAGGCUUGAUGACGUGGAGAAGGAGCUUCGUCGCUCGCGUGCGGGGUCGACGUCACCAUCAGCUCCUCGCGCUGCUCCCGUCGUCCCUCUCUCCGCGCUCCUGCCCCAUAAUCCCUUUGGAUCCCCCGGCGCGUUCAUUGCGGCUGCUGCCUGCGGGGAUGGGCUUCGUAGGUGCUGGUGGCGGGCCGCCGUGGGCUCAGUUUGCUCCGCCGCGUCCUCUUCCUGCUCGGCGUGAUCUCGCCAUGUCGUCUCACCGUGCCCGCGCGUCUGCGUUGCUUCCGCCGAUGAAGGAAGUUCCCACGGCGACCCUGGCCCGCCUGUGGUCGCUGGCGGCGUCCCUGCAGAGCCUUGAGCGGAUUCUCCAGGAGUCAUUUGACUCCAUGCCGCACAGAGUUUUAGUUCAGCCACUGAUAUUCAGUACACGCUUUUACAAGGUCGCGCCGGAUUGGUCUGGAAUAUCCGACAUCUCUCGUCGUCACCCUGCUCCGAGCGCACUCGUUUUCCUCCCUAUCACGCGGCGCGUGCCACGUCGUUUCAGCUCCACGCCGUCCCUACCCACCGCCCUCCCCUCUCGCGUUCUCGUCGCGCGCGCGUGA
Molecule: messenger RNA, 906 nt
Organism: Closterium sp. NIES-65
Lineage: Eukaryota; Viridiplantae; Streptophyta; Zygnematophyceae; Desmidiales; Closteriaceae
Source: the annotation of a GenBank genome assembly